CCCACACGCUAAUAUAAUCCAUUAAUGUGGCCGCCGGUUACACAAUAAAAAGUCUUCCGGCGGAUCACCAGAAGCCAAUUCGCUUCGCCCGCACUCCCCUCCCCCGAUAAAUAAAUCUGUUACUGACAUUUUACUUCGUGUUUGUCUCCCAAAUUUCCGCUCGACGACUCCGAUGGCGGCUCUCGGCACGUUCCACCGCCCGCCGCCGGCGUCCUCCGCCACCCACCACAUCUUCGCCUCCCGCAUCCUCCUCCUCCUCACGGCGCUCCCCCUGGCGCUCGCCUCCCUUGCGUUCGUCCUCCAGUGGCGCGGUGGCGUCGACGACCCGGCGUCGCGGUGGCCCGCCGCGGAUGCCCGGGUGUUCCCCGGGAUGGACAACAGCUCCCUUAGCUCGCCCGUGCCCUCGGUCGCCGCGCGCUCCGCCUCGGACUGCGUGGAGAUCCUCGGCGGGAGCUCGUCGCCCUCCUUCCCCUACUAUCGCGGUUGGAAGUUUGAUUUGGACAAGGAUCUGAAGCCGAAGAUAUGUAUAACAACAAGCACUUCGGCUGGUUUAGAGCAGAUCCUACCUUGGUUGUUUUAUCACAAGGUCCUCGGCGUAUCACAGUUUCUUCUGUUUGUUGAAGGGAAGGCUGCAAAACCUCAUGUUUCGGCUGUUCUUGAAUCCAUACCGGGGGUACAAGUCGUAUACAGAACUGGAGAACUGGAGGAGAAACAAGCAAAAAGCCGUAUUUGGAACGAGACUUGGUUGGCAGGCUUUUUCUACAAGCCUUGUAACUAUGAACUCUUUGUCAAGCAAUCACUUAACAUGGAGAUGGCAAUAGUGAUGGCACGGAAUACUGGCAUGGAUUGGAUCAUUCAUCUUGACACUGAUGAAUUAAUACAUCCAGCUGGUGCCGCGGAAUACUCUCUAACUAGGUUGCUCUCUGAUGUCCCUGCCAAUGUGGACAUAGUUAUCUUUCCAAAUUAUGAAAGUAGUGUUGAGCGGGAUGACAUCAAAGAGCCUUUCAGUGAGGUGUCCAUGUUCAAGAAGAACUUUGACCAUCUACUAAGAGAAACUUAUUUUGGCUUGUAUAAAGUGGCAGCAAAUGGCAAUCCCAACUACUUCCUAACUUACGGAAAUGGAAAAUCAGCCGCAAGGAUUCAAGAUCAUCUUCGCCCCAAUGGUGCACAUAGAUGGCAUAACUACAUGAAGAUCCCAAAUGAGGUCAAGUUAGACGAGGCUGCUGUCCUGCAUUAUACAUAUCCCAAGUUCUCAGAUUUGACAUCUCGACGUGAUCGGUGUAAUUGCAAGCCAACAAAGGAGGAUGUCAAGAGGUGCUUCAUGUUGGAGUUUGACAGAAAUGCCUAUAUUAUUGCGUCAACUGCCACUGAAGAAGAAAUGUUGCGCUGGUACAAUGAACAUGUCGUGUGGAACGAUAGACGGUUGACUCUGAAGCUCCUAAGGAAGGGCAUCUUGACACGCAUAUAUGCGCCGAUGGUCAUUGUCCAAACUCUGAGAGAAUCUGGUGUCUUGAGCUCUGCAAUUGCAUCUGCUCAAAUCUCAUCCGAAGAGGAACUUAAUUCACCCAACCAGAAUCUUCAAAACAAAACUUCUGCACUUCCAGAUUUGAGUGUUGGUGGAUCCAAGAAAGCAAGGACGAGAGGCAGCGAGAAUUCAUCUCAAGCAAUUGUAAGGAAGAUCAUGGAGGUUGCCGGUGGUACUGAGAGUGCAGUACCACCGAUGUCUCCCCCAAGCUUGGAUGAUUUGAGAAUGGAAACAUGAAACCCUGCUCCAGUAUUCAUUGUCUUUCCAAGCUAAUGUAUUUCACAAAUACAGGAAUCCUUAUGGGUCCACUUAAGAGAUCGAAAGAGAGAGCAAUUUUGAUGCUGUGGUUCUUUAACCCAUUUGUUGUAGGAACAAAUGCCUUCCAUUUUUUUGCCCCUAAAUAUUCCCUUGUUCAGAGUUAUAGAAGGUAGGCAGAUCUAGGAUGGGAGUAUUAUUCUUUUUUGAGUUAGUAGAUUCAACUGAUUGUAUUCAUGUCCCAAUCCCACUCUGUUCCAUAAUUAUUUUGUAUAGAAGAUUGCAUCCUGAUCUACGUUUUUACAUAUCAAUAUACAGCAAACAACUUGUGAUCUA
Molecule: messenger RNA, 2116 nt
Organism: Musa acuminata AAA Group (dessert banana)
Lineage: Eukaryota; Viridiplantae; Streptophyta; Magnoliopsida; Zingiberales; Musaceae
Product: glycosyltransferase-like At2g41451
Exons: 11
Coding region: 173-1762 (529 amino acids)
Biological process (GO): response to abscisic acid; cellulose biosynthetic process
Source: RefSeq, a predicted model, not a curated record